Tachyglossus aculeatus (Australian echidna) is the source of this 3115-nucleotide messenger RNA. RefSeq names its product catenin alpha 2 (gene CTNNA2). The transcript has 20 exons. Gene Ontology annotation, biological process: cell migration; cell-cell adhesion. The record is from RefSeq and is a predicted model, not a curated record. Gene Ontology annotation, molecular function: actin filament binding; cadherin binding; beta-catenin binding. Bases 151 to 3012 code for a protein of 953 amino acids. Lineage: Eukaryota; Metazoa; Chordata; Mammalia; Monotremata; Tachyglossidae. Gene Ontology annotation, cellular component: adherens junction; catenin complex; actin cytoskeleton.
GCGGUGAGGGCACCGAGCCUCUCUGCCUUCCUCCCGAAUCACGGCCCAUCCCAGGAGACAGGCGAGCGGAGCUGCUUUCAAUACCUCUGUCCUCACCAUCAACGUUUCGCCAUCCUUAAGGGCCCUGAGGUCACCGCUGCUGGAGAGAACAUGACUUCUGCAACGUCACCUAUCAUUUUGAAAUGGGAUCCCAAAAGUCUGGAAAUCAGGACAUUGACAGUAGAAAGACUAUUGGAGCCACUUGUUACACAGGUGACGACCCUUGUCAACACAAGCAACAAAGGACCAUCUGGUAAAAAGAAAGGUAGAUCUAAGAAGGCCCACGUCUUAGCUGCCUCCGUAGAACAGGCAACUCAAAACUUCCUGGAUAAAGGUGAACAGAUUGCUAAAGAAAGUCAAGAUCUCAAAGAAGAAUUGGUUGCAGCAGUAGAAGAUGUACGCAAACAAGGUGAUACAAUGAGAAUCGCCUCAUCUGAGUUUGCCGAUGACCCGUGCUCUUCGGUGAAACGGGGCACCAUGGUGCGGGCGGCCCGAGCCCUUCUCUCCGCUGUGACCCGCUUACUCAUCUUGGCCGACAUGGCUGACGUCAUGAGGCUUCUAUCCCACCUGAAAAUUGUAGAAGAAGCUUUGGAAGCUGUGAAAAAUGCGACAAACGAGCAAGAUCUGGCCAACAGAUUUAAAGAAUUCGGAAAAGAGAUGGUGAAACUUAACUAUGUCGCCGCUAGAAGACAACAGGAGCUGAAAGAUCCUCACUGUAGGGAUGAAAUGGCCGCUGCCAGGGGCGCUCUGAAGAAGAACGCCACCAUGCUUUACACGGCAUCCCAGGCCUUCCUCCGCCAUCCGGACGUCGCGGCCACGCGGGCCAACAGAGAUUACGUGUUUAAACAGGUCCAGGAAGCGAUUGCUGGCAUCUCCAACGCCGCUCAGGCCACCUCCCCUACCGACGAAAACAAAGGGCACACUGGCAUCGGGGAAUUGGCUGCGGCACUGAACGAGUUCGAUAACAAGAUUAUUUUGGACCCCAUGACCUUCAGUGAAGCGCGAUUCAGACCGUCUCUCGAAGAGAGGCUGGAGAGCAUUAUCAGCGGAGCAGCCCUGAUGGCCGAUUCGUCGUGCACCCGCGAUGACCGGCGGGAGAGAAUCGUAGCUGAAUGCAAUGCCGUCCGUCAGGCCCUCCAGGAUCUGCUCAGCGAGUACAUGAAUAAUACUGGAAGGAAGGAAAAAGGUGAUCCGCUGAACAUUGCUAUCGACAAGAUGACUAAGAAGACCAGAGACCUCCGAAGACAGCUUCGGAAGGCGGUGAUGGAUCACAUAUCUGAUUCAUUUCUGGAGACCAACGUCCCCCUGUUAGUUCUCAUCGAAGCGGCGAAGAGUGGGAAUGAAAAAGAAGUGAAGGAAUAUGCUCAAGUCUUCCGUGAACACGCCAACAAGUUAGUGGAGGUUGCCAAUCUGGCUUGUUCCAUCUCCAAUAAUGAAGAAGGUGUGAAGCUGGUGCGUAUGGCAGCAACCCAGAUUGACAGUCUCUGUCCCCAGGUAAUAAACGCCGCGCUCACACUGGCUGCGAGGCCUCAGAGUAAAGUUGCCCAGGAUAACAUGGAUGUCUUCAAAGAUCAGUGGGAAAAGCAAGUCCGAGUUCUGACUGAGGCUGUAGAUGACAUCACUUCAGUGGACGACUUCCUCUCCGUCUCAGAAAACCAUAUCCUGGAGGAUGUGAAUAAAUGUGUGAUCGCUCUCCAGGAGGGAGAUGUUGACACAUUGGACCGAACCGCAGGUGCCAUCCGUGGCCGUGCCGCCAGGGUUAUCCACAUUAUUAAUGCUGAGAUGGAAAACUACGAGGCUGGAGUUUACACCGAGAAAGUGCUGGAAGCUACCAAGUUGCUCUCGGAGACAGUUAUGCCACGUUUUGCUGAACAAGUGGAAGUUGCCAUUGAAGCCCUCAGCGCAAAUGUUCCCCAGCCAUUUGAAGAGAAUGAAUUCAUAGAUGCUUCCCGCUUGGUAUACGAUGGAGUUCGUGACAUCAGGAAAGCAGUGCUGAUGAUCAGGACCCCAGAAGAAUUGGAGGAUGAUUCAGACUUUGAACAGGAAGAUUAUGAUGUUCGCAGCCGGACAAGUGUACAAACAGAGGAUGACCAGCUCAUAGCUGGACAGAGUGCAAGGGCAAUCAUGGCUCAACUACCCCAGGAGGAGAAGGCAAAAAUCGCUGAGCAGGUGGAGAUAUUUCACCAAGAAAAGAGUAAACUGGAUGCCGAGGUGGCCAAAUGGGAUGACAGUGGCAACGAUAUCAUUGUGUUGGCCAAGCAGAUGUGUAUGAUAAUGAUGGAAAUGACAGACUUCACUCGAGGCAAAGGACCAUUGAAAAAUACAUCCGAUGUCAUUAAUGCAGCCAAGAAGAUUGCAGAAGCUGGUUCCAGGAUGGACAAAUUAGCCCGAGCUGUGGCUGAUCAGUGUCCAGAUUCAGCUUGUAAGCAAGAUCUAUUAGCCUAUCUCCAACGGAUUGCCCUAUAUUGCCACCAGCUCAAUAUCUGUAGCAAGGUGAAGGCGGAAGUGCAGAACUUGGGAGGAGAACUAAUUGUAUCUGGGACUGGAGUUCAGAGCACUUUCACUACCUUUUAUGAGGUAGAGUGUGAUGUCAUAGAUGGGGGCAGGGCUAAUCAGCUUUCUACCCAUCUACCCACCUGUGCUGAGGGAAAUCCGCUCGGGAGUGGAAGCAGUGACUCUUCCAUGCUGGACAGUGCCACAUCGCUCAUCCAGGCUGCUAAAAACCUGAUGAAUGCCGUCGUCCUCACGGUAAAAGCAUCCUACGUGGCCUCCACUAAGUAUCAGAAGGUCUACGGGACGGCAGCCGUGAACUCACCCGUCGUGUCUUGGAAAAUGAAGGCUCCGGAGAAGAAACCUCUAGUCAAGAGAGAGAAGCCGGAGGAGUAUCAAACAAGAGUUAGAAGAGGCUCUCAGAAGAAACACAUUUCCCCAGUACAGGCUUUAAGUGAAUUUAAAGCUAUGGAUUCCUUCUAGAACACUAGGCUUUCCCAAGAGGGGUUUUUUAUUCGGUUUUGUAUGCAUACCUGCCGACUUGUAUGUGUCUGGCAUGGGGAGAAUAACGAAGCCGGGUCAGUGU